Salvia splendens (bonfire salvia) is the source of this 1766-nucleotide messenger RNA. Its product is annotated as cyclin-P3-1. The record is from RefSeq and is a predicted model, not a curated record. NCBI's taxonomy places the organism in Eukaryota, Viridiplantae, Streptophyta, Magnoliopsida, Lamiales, Lamiaceae. Gene Ontology annotation, biological process: regulation of cyclin-dependent protein serine/threonine kinase activity. The coding region runs from base 878 to 1543 and encodes 221 amino acids. Gene Ontology annotation, molecular function: protein kinase binding. The transcript has 3 exons.
AUUCUAUUUCUUCUUUCCGUAUUUUAUUUGAUUUUCCUGUUUCUAUUUUUUUGUUACUUCUGAGUGUUUCUUGAUGUUGAAUCUUGGUACAGAGGAUGCGAAUUAUUAUGUUUUUUUGCUUUUUUUUAAAUCAUUGUUCGUUUUGUUUUGGGGCUUUUUUUUGUUUGGGUUUUCUUGAAAUAAUUUGUGGGUGUUGGCUGUUAGUCCAUGAACAUGGCUCUGAGAUUUGAAGUUAAGAGGAAUAAUUGGAUAGAAAUUAGGGUACCAUAGAUUAGUUUUCAUUGUUAUGGUUAGCAAGAUUCAGAUAAUAGUAGAUGUUAUCUUAAUAGCAAGAUUCAGAAUCAACGUCUACAUUUUCAUUUGAUAGAAUUUUGGUAUGAAUUAUUUUGUACAUCUGUUAUUGCUUGCCCUAUCAAGAACUGUUCAAAAUAUGCAAGAUGUGUAGUUGAAAAUCCGAUUGAACUAAUGUUUUGAAUGUGCUGAUAUGGUAGAAAAAAGUAGAGAUAAUAAUUUUAGGAUUCACUUCUUUAGAUCCCUCUUCUGUUAAUUCAAAGAUGGAUUAUGUUUGAAUUCUAUGGUGGCAAGGAUGGUUCUUCAUGUUCUAUUCAUAUGUUUGGAAACUUAAAAUAAGAAAUCGAAUCCAGGUUUAGCUAUUUGAUAAGAAGAUUGCCAAACUUUUUGUUCGCUUCCUGCAUCUUAUGAGGUUCUCCAAAUAGUGAAGAUGAGGACUCUGAUGCAGUGAAAUGGCAUGUAUCGAUUGGGCAGCAAGUUUCUUGAAUGUCGUUUAUACUUUUGAGUGUAUGAAGAAUCAUAGCAUCGCUCCGCUCGUAUUAUAAAUAGUUUGCCUCUGGAUAGAGGCGUAUAUGCUCCAAAGGGUAUGCAAAAAAUGGGAACUUUGGCCCUCGAAACCAAUGGAGAUGUGUGCUCUAAUGAUUAUGUAGUGUUGGGGCUGAAGGACUUCAGAAAAGAGAGCAUAGAAAAGCCCCAGAUUCUCUCACUUUUAUCGACAUUGCUAGAGAGGUCCGUGCUGAAAAAUGAAAGGAGACUAGAAACCUUACAAACCAAAGACUUCAUCACAAUAUUCCACGGUUUAAGAGCGCCUUCUCUUAGCAUUCAACAAUACAUAGAUCGGAUUUUUAAGUAUUCGUGCUGCAGCUCUUCAUGCUUUGUUGUGGCGUACAUAUACAUGGAUAGAUUCAUCGAGCAAACAAAAUCAUUGCUUACUUCCCUGAAUAUUCACCGGCUCACAAUCACCAGUGUAAUGCUUGCUGCAAAAUUCAUGGAUGACGCAUUCUACAAUAAUGCAUAUUAUGCUCGAGUGGGAGGCGUGAGCACAAUGGAGAUUAACAAAUUGGAGAUGAAGUUCUUGUUUUCUCUAGAUUUCCGGCUUCAUGUCAAUGUGCAGACGUUUGGUAAAUAUUGUUCCAUCCUCAAAAGAGAAGCAAAAGGCGCCCUCGUUGAGCGCCCCAUCCAGUCAUGCGGGGUUGAAGAGAGCUGGACUAACAAGGACGACUCCACCUGUACUCGACCAGUUGCUAGAUGAUCUGCCAACAAAGUGCUGCUAUCCAACCAUAUACCACGUGAAACAUGAAGAAUCACGAGAUUUUCAUAUCUUAGGAGGGCCAAAAUCCAGUGGUUAAGUAUGUAAGUCAUAUGUGUGCAAAACUUUUUACUUGCAUUUCAUGUUUUGUGAAAAUAUGUAGAGUUGUUUUCGACAUUUCACCUCUCCCACUUGAUAGCCAAUAUAUUGAUCUUGUUAGUAUGAA